This is a messenger RNA of Pteropus alecto (black flying fox), 1027 nucleotides long. RefSeq names its product TNF superfamily member 8 (gene TNFSF8). Gene Ontology annotation, biological process: immune response; CD8-positive, alpha-beta T cell differentiation. Gene Ontology annotation, cellular component: membrane. Gene Ontology annotation, molecular function: tumor necrosis factor receptor binding. The record is from RefSeq and is a predicted model, not a curated record. NCBI's taxonomy places the organism in Eukaryota, Metazoa, Chordata, Mammalia, Chiroptera, Pteropodidae.
AACUGUCAUUUUCCUACUCGCCCUCUGACAUCAGCCACCUUCUCUGUAGCUACAGUUUUUCUGCCCUCAAAUUAAUCCCAGGAGAUGAAAAAUGAGCCUCUCCCCCACCCUUGCUGCUGCCUUUCACCUCACGCCCCCAGAGAAGAGUUUCUUCGCAAGGCAGCCCGUGAAGGUUUUUUUCCAAGUCACAUGAUCCAGGAUGCAGGGGAGAAUCCUUCUUGGAACCGAGAUGGGCCCAGAACCGAAUCAGAUGAGGAGAGAUAAGGUGUGAUGCGGGGAAGACUAUAUAAGAAUGGACCCACGGCUGCAGCAAACACUCAACCAAGUGGCCCCUGCUCAAGACGCAGCCAUGCAUGUGCCAGCUGGCUCUGUUGCCAGCCACUUGGGGACCACUAGCCGCAGUUACUUCUAUUUUACCACGGUCACACUGGCUCUGUGUCUCGUCUUUGCCGUGGCAACCAUUAUGGUGUUGGUAGUUCAGAAGACGGACUCCAUUCCUGACCCACCGGGCAAAUUCCCCCUUAAAGGAGGAAAUUGCUCAGACGCCAUCUCAUGUAUCCUGGAAAGAGCUACAUUCAAGAAGUCAUGGGCCUACCUCCAAGCAUCAAAGCAUAUAAACAAAACCAAGUUGUCUUGGAACCAAGACGGUAUUAUCUAUGGAGUCAGGUAUCAGGAUGAGAAUCUUGUGAUCCAGUACCCAGGUUGGUACUUCAUUAUUUGCCAACUGCAGUUUCUCGUGAAAUGCCCGGGACACUCUGUCGACCUUAAGUUGGAGCUUCUCAUUGACAAAGAUGUCAAAAAGCAGACGCUGGUGACAGUGUGCGAGUCCGAAGGGCAGACCAAAAACAUAUACCAGAUGCACCUCCAGGUCAACACCACCAUAUCAGUCAAGGUGGAUAAAUUCCAGUAUGUGGAUACAAACACCUUUCCUCUCGAGAAUGUGUUGUCCCUCUUCUUAUACAGUAGUUCAGACUGAACCAUUUCUCCUGGCCUUCUGGAAGAAAGCAACUCUCAGCCAUACAGUGCC